Messenger RNA from Lactuca virosa, 531 nucleotides. Lineage: Eukaryota; Viridiplantae; Streptophyta; Magnoliopsida; Asterales; Asteraceae. The record is from the annotation of a GenBank genome assembly.
AUGAAAGAACCCACUACAAGUAUAGUCAAUGUAGUAGCAGAGAACACUCAAACUACAUCACUUCAACAUGCUCCCACUAUUGCAACAUAUGCUACAACUUACCUACUUCAUCACUGUUUCUUGAUUGCAAUUUCCAUUCAAAGCUCAUUACCAUUACAGUUUCUUGUCCUUAUGGAAUUCAGUUUGAUAUGGAAUUUUGAUUACUUCAAUAAAUCAAGAUUUGUUACCUUCACAUUGAUUUUUAUGACAACAAUUCGAUCUGGAAUUUUGGAGAUGAUGAAUCUCUUUCAACUACUGAUGCAUUUGAGAAAGAUCAUUUCGGAUCAAUCGACUGGGACGUUAAACCCCAAUUUAUCUUUUGGAGAAUGGGUUUGUUUCCAAGCGAAAUUAACAUUGAGAACUAACUGUUUGGGGACAUUGGGUUCGUCCAUUGAUGAUGAAUUUGUUGUUCAAUCCAAGUUAUGGCUGCCUCUAAUGCCUCAAACAAUCAUAGAUAGAUCAGACAUCUUCAUACAGGUUAUCAUGUUGUGA